UCUGCCCUGUGCACUCAUCUGGCACUCACCCUUCCUGCUCUCUGUCCAUUCUGCUUUUCUCUAACUUACUCAUUCAGUCAAUUACACUCUGACCAAAAUGAGCGUAAGACAAAGUUAUUCUGUGCGUACCUCUGGGCCCAUGUCUCAGAUGUCCAUCCAGCGUAGCUCUGUGCUGCCUGCCUACCGGGCACUCAGCAUCCAUGGUGGAGCUGGUGGCCAUGGUGCUCGUAUCUCCUCAGCCUCCUAUUCCGGUGUGCAAUCUGGGCUGGGAUCCCCCUCCAUCUCUACUUCUUUUCAAGUGAGUGCCUCCGGGGCCACAGGAGAGAUCAUGGGCAACGAGAAGAUGGCCAUGCAGAACCUCAACGACCGUCUGGCCUCCUACUUGGAAAAGGUGAGGACCCUGGAGAAGGCUAACAGCAAGCUGGAGCUGCAGAUCCGUGAGGCUCUGGAGAAGCGAGGCCCUGAUGUACGCGAUUACAGCCGCUAUCAAGCCAUCCUUGAUGACCUCCGCAAAAAGGUUUUUGAUGCCACUGUGGAUAACGCCCGACUAGUCCUUCAGAUUGACAAUGCUCGUCUGGCAGCUGAUGACUUUAGAGUGAAGUAUGAAGCUGAGCUGUCCAUCCGACAGUCAGUGGAGGCUGAUAUUGUUGGACUGAGGAAGGUCAUUGAUGAUACCAACAUGGGCCGAAUGAACCUGGAGAGUGAGAUUGAGGCCCUCAAGGAGGAGCUCAUCUAUCUGAAGAAGAACCAUGACAAUGAGGUCAUGGACCUUAGAAGCCAGAUUGCUCAGUCAGGAGUGCAGGUGGAUGUUGAUGCUCCUAAGGGACAAGAUCUAGCUCAGAUCAUGGAGGAGAUGAGAGCCAAGUAUGAGAAGAUGGCCCAAAAGAACCAGGAGGAGCUUAAAGCCUGGCAUGAAACACAGAUCCAAGAAGUUCAGGUACAAGUCUCACAGAACACAGAGGCCCUCCAGGGUGCACGAACAGAAGUCAACGAACUCCGCAGACAGAUUCAAACCCUAGAGAUCGAGUUGGAGUCACAAAAGAGUCUGAAAGCUUCACUGGAAGGCACACUGCGGGACACAGAGAUGCGCUACAACAUGGAAAUCGAGAAUCUGAAUUCCAUCAUCAUGCAGCUGGAGGCUGAGUUGACACAGCUCCGCAACAACAUCCAGCAUCAGACACAGGAGUAUGAAGCUCUUCUCAACCUGAAGAUGAAGUUGGAGGCUGAGAUUGCCACCUACAGAAGACUUCUGGAUGGUGGAGAUUUCAAGCUGGAGGAUGCUGUUACUGAGGAACAGAAGAAAGUAAAAGUGAUGACUGUCACACAGACACUUGUGGAUGGAAAAGUGGUGUCCUCAACCACAGAGACCAAGGAGAGAAAGUUGUAAUCAAUGACCAAGACUUCCCAACAACACAACACUAACAAGCCUGGACUGACAACCGUUGUCAAGCCUCUACUGAUAACCCAGUGUCAUACAGUGUGGGGGUGGAAAAUUUAUUUAUUGCUUUCCCAUCGCCUUACUUAAAAUUUCUUCAGCGCUAAUAUAUUUUAGGAUGAAUUUAUUUUAUACUAAAACUAAAAGAAAAACAAAAGGAAUUAUUGGAAAGAUAUUGUCUAUGCUGUGUCAGUUUCUUGCUUGCUUGUUGUGUUGUGUCCAAUAAAAGUCAAGUUUCUCUGUUA
This is a messenger RNA of Clarias gariepinus (North African catfish), 1680 nucleotides long. RefSeq names its product keratin, type I cytoskeletal 18. Gene Ontology annotation, biological process: intermediate filament cytoskeleton organization. The record is from RefSeq and is a predicted model, not a curated record. Gene Ontology annotation, molecular function: structural molecule activity. NCBI's taxonomy places the organism in Eukaryota, Metazoa, Chordata, Actinopteri, Siluriformes, Clariidae. The transcript is spliced from 7 exons. Gene Ontology annotation, cellular component: keratin filament. The coding region runs from base 98 to 1387 and encodes 429 amino acids.